Molecule: messenger RNA, 1164 nt
Organism: Knipowitschia caucasica
Lineage: Eukaryota; Metazoa; Chordata; Actinopteri; Gobiiformes; Gobiidae
Source: the annotation of a GenBank genome assembly
AUGGUCCAAAACCAUGUGGUAUGGUCCAAUACCAUACCACAUGGUCCUAACCCCCCCCUAACCCUCACCCUUCCUCACUCUGCCUCACCCUUCCUCACCCUUCCUCACCCUUCCUCACUCUUCCUCACUCUUCCUCACUCUGCCUCACCCUUCCUCACUCUUCCUCACCCUUCCUCACCCUUCCUCACUCUUCCUCACCCUUCCUCACCCUUCCUCACCCUUCCUCACUCUUCCUCACCCUUCCUCACUCUUCCUCACCCUUCCUCACCCUUCCUCACUCUUCCUCACCCUUCCUCACUCUGCCUCACCCUUCCUCGUCCUUCCUCACUCUGCCUCACUCUUCCUCACUCUGCCUCACCCUUCCUCACCCUUCCUCACCCUUCCUCACUCUGCCUCACCCUUCCUCACCCUUCCUCACCCUUCCUCACUCUUCCUCACCCUUCCUCACCCUUCCUCACUCUUCCUCACCCUGCCUCACUCGUCCUCACCCUGCCUCACUCUUCCUCACUCUGCCUCACCCUUCCUCACCCUUCCUCACUCUUCCUCACCCUUCCUCACUCGUCCUCACCCUGCCUCACUCUUCCUCACUCUGCCUCACCCUUCCUCACCCUUCCUCACCCUUCCUCACUCUGCCUCACCCUUCCUCACCCUUCCUCACUCUUCCUCACCCUUCCUCACCCUUCCUCACUCUUCCUCACCCUUCCUCACUCUUCCUCACCCUUCCUCACCCUGCCUCACCUUUCCUCACCCUUCCUCACUCUUCCUCACCCUUCCUCACUCUUCCUCACCCUGCCUCACCCUUCCUCACCCUUCCUCACCCUUCCUCACUCUUCCUCACCCUUCCUCACUCUUCCUCACCCUUCCUCACUCUUCCUCACCCUUCCUCACCCUGCCUCACCCUUCCUCACCCUUCCUCACUCUUCCUCACCCUUCCUCACCCUUCCUCACUCUUCCUCACCCUUCCUCACCCUUCCUCACUCUUCCUCACCCUUCCUCACUCUUCCUCACCCUUCCUCACCCUGCCUCACCCUUCCUCACCCUUCCUCACCCUUCCUCACCCUUCCUCACUCUUCCUCACCCUGCCUCACCCUUCCUCACCCUUCCUCACCCUUCCUCACUCUUCCUCACCCUGCCUCACCCUUCCUCACCCUUCCUUAUGAUUAA